This is a messenger RNA of Aplysia californica (California sea hare), 542 nucleotides long. RefSeq lists its product as uncharacterized. The transcript is spliced from 4 exons. The record is from RefSeq and is a predicted model, not a curated record. Lineage: Eukaryota; Metazoa; Mollusca; Gastropoda; Aplysiida; Aplysiidae. The coding region runs from base 75 to 542 and encodes 155 amino acids.
CUCAGAAACUUGAGUCGUCGUCCUUUCCCAGAUCUGUGCAGUCAGCCCCAGCUGUGUUCUGUUUGGUCAACAUUAUGUCUUCUCUGAGUCUGAAGGGCCGUGUGGCCAUCAUCACAGGGUCCAGCUCUGGACUAGGACAAGCUACGGCCGUCCUGUUCGCCCAGAGGGGUUGCGCUGUGGUGGUGACGGGGACCAACGAAAAACGCUUACAAGAAACGCUGGAGAAAUGUCAGAAGGCUGGCCUGAAACGGGACCAGAUUUUGACGGUGGCCGGAGACAUCACGACUCACAAAACCAGAGAGGAAAUCGUCACACGCACAUUCGAGACAUUUCAACGCAUUGACAUUCUGGUAAAUAACGCAGGUGCUUUGUACACCGGCUUCAUCAAAGACUUGGAAGAGAAGGACAUCGACACGACCUUCAACCUCAACUUCAAAGUGCCUGUGCUUCUGUCAAAAUUGGUGUUUCCAUAUCUGAAAGAGACAAAAGGUACCGUAUGUCCAAUGGAAAGGUCAUUGUCGCUGCGGCCAUUUUGUCUGUAG